Molecule: messenger RNA, 711 nt
Organism: Acanthamoeba castellanii str. Neff
Lineage: Eukaryota; Discosea; Longamoebia; Acanthamoebidae
Product: carbon-monoxide oxygenase, putative
Exons: 5
Coding region: 1-711 (236 amino acids)
Molecular function (GO): oxidoreductase activity
Source: RefSeq, a predicted model, not a curated record
AUGGCGGAGGAGACGAUGACAAAGUCGGAGCUGGUGGUUCGCUGGGCGCUCGGGCUGCUGUGCCUGGCGCUCGAGGUGGUGGUCGUGUCCAUCGUCAUCGCUGCCGUCAGCCGGAGCACAGACACCGACGAGCUGUUUUUCUGGCACCCGGUCCUCAUGACCAUUGGCGUCAUCCUCUUCCUUUCCCACGGAGUGCGGGCGUACACGUCGUACGCGGGAGUGUCGAGGGCGAAGCUGCGGGUGGUGCACGGCUUGCUGUCGGGCCUGUGGGUGUGCCUGUCCAUGGCCGGCUUCGGCAUCAUCGUUCAGAACAAGCGUAACUCUGACUUCGAGCACUUCACCACGACUCACGGUCGUCUGGGCCUGGGCGUGCUCUUCUUCUCGCUGCUGCAGGGCGUGGCGGGCACCCUCAAGCUGUUCGUCCUCUUCAAGAACAACAAGCGCUUCCUGCGGUGGCACGGGCGCAUGGGCACCCUGGUGUUCGCCAGCGCCGUGACGACCUUCCUCACCGGCGUCAAUUUCCUGUUGGAGGGUGGACCCGAGCAGGACACGGUGAUCACGACCUACGUGCUCACGUUCGUGCUGGCGCUGAUCACGCUCUUCGUCGAUUUCUUCGCCAAGGGCUUCGACCUGGUGCCCCAGGAUCCCGAAGACGAGAAGGCCCACCACUACGUCCGCCUCAACGACCCCACCCACAUGAGGCUCCCUUAA